Messenger RNA from Frieseomelitta varia, 823 nucleotides. RefSeq lists its product as uncharacterized. The record is from RefSeq and is a predicted model, not a curated record. NCBI's taxonomy places the organism in Eukaryota, Metazoa, Arthropoda, Insecta, Hymenoptera, Apidae. The transcript has a single exon. The coding region runs from base 100 to 477 and encodes 125 amino acids.
UGUAUAUAUUUUUUCAUAUAUAGUUUUAUAAUGUGAAUCAUAACUUAUUAUAAAUUAUAUGUUUCAUUAUUAUUUACAAAGGAUGUUACAACAGAAGUUAUGAUAACAACAAUGGGUAAAAUACCAAGUGAAAUGUUUUAUUUAGAAGACACACCAGGUACUAUAGUUCCACAAAGAAUACAAACAACAUCUACAUUUUCAAAAGCUAUGAUGGAAACAACAGAAUACCAUCGGUCUGUAGAAUCUACUAGCCAUUCACCAGUUUUAGUUGCUCUAUUAACUGCUCUCUUGAUAAUAUUAUUAUUAUGCUGUAUCACGGCAUGUAUCGUAACUAAAUCAAAGAGGACAAGUAAUUUCUUUAGUAAAGGAAGCAUGGAGUGUGAACCAGGAUGUACAGGCAUAAAUCAGCCUUUGCUAGAAAAGUUUUCAAGCACCACAAAUAAAACUAGCGUCAGCUCUUUGAGAAACCAAAACUGACUUGACAUGAGUCUGCAUAAAAUGUGCGAUUAUUUCUUAUCAGAUAAAAUCCUUGAGGAAUUAUAACGUACGACAUAGCAAUAUAAUACAAACUGAUUAUGUUAUGAGUAGGCUUUGUGAUGAAAAGGCACAUUAAAGAAUGAAAUGUUCAUUGAAUUAAUUCAGCGACUAUUCAAAAGAAUCAAUUUUACUAAAAAAUUACGGAACAAGCGAAAUCUCAAAUCAAUAGAAAACGAAAAAGCCGCAACUUUGUUAAAAAUACGUUUGGGAAAGUCACAUGUAACGAAAAGACAAACGAAAUGUGACUUAACCUAUAAAACCAAGGAACUUACCUGGUUUUACUGGU